CCGUUCCCGCAACCAACCCUGCCGGAGAAAAUGGAGCUCUUCCUCCUCAUUUGCUUACUCUGCCUCGUCGUCACCAUCACCCUUCACCACUUCCUGCUGCCAACAAAACCUCCGGCGGCGGCGGGCAAACUCCCGCCGGGCCCCACCCGGCUGCCAAUCAUCGGCAACAUCCACAACCUAGGCGGCAAGCCUCACAGAUCCCUAGCCGAUCUUGCCAAAAAACACGGGCCGUUGAUGAGCAUCAAGCUGGGCAGAAUCACCACCAUCGUCGCUUCUUCCCCAGCCGUGGCCAGGGAGAUCCUCCAAAAGCACGACAACGUCCUCUCCCACCGCCACACCGGCCUCGCCAUGGAAGUCCUCGACCUCCACAAAUUCGCCAUGCCGUUUCUCCCCCCGCAUUCCAAGUGGAGGAACCUCAGGAAAGUGUGCAACUCCUAUCUCUUCACCCCUCAGAAGCUCGACUCGUAUCAGGAGCUCCGGAGGGAGAAGGUUCUCGAGCUGUUGGAAGAUGUCCGACAGACUGCCUCCCAGAGGCCUGGAGAGGCGGUUGACGUCCGCAGGGCGGUGUUCAGGGCGACUCUGAACUCUUUGUCGUCCACCAUUCUUUCGUUUAAUCUAGGGGAUGUGGAGAGGUCAGAGACUGCCAGGAAGUUUCAGGAGGAUGUGAGUGGGAUCCUGGAGGAAGCAGGGAAGCCCAACUUGGGAGACUACUUCCCUGUGCUGGCGAGUAUGGAUUUGCAGGGGAUACAGAGGCGGAUGAAGGGACAUUUGGAGAAUGUUCUCAACUUGUUUCAAUGGGUCAUCGACGAACGGGUGAGGAAGAUCAAGUCCGAUGAGCACUACGUCUCGCCAAACGACAUGCUCGACACGCUUCUGGCUAUUGGAGACGACGACAAUCGUGAGGGGGCUGCCGCCAUGGAUCCACUUUCCAUCAAGCACUUGUUGUUUGAUCUGUUUGUAGCAGCGAGUGAAGAUGUGGAAAUAUGUGGCUUCAUCGUGCCCAAAGGUGCACAAAUUCUGGUCAACGUAUGGGCUAUAAGUCGGGAUCCGAUGGCAUGGGACAAUCCAAACUCAUUCGUGCCGGAAAGGUUCUUGGGUUCGACGAUCGAUGUUAGGGUGAAUGAUUUUGAGCUGCUUCCAUUUGGUGGCGGAAGAAGGGUAUGUCCUGGAAUGUCGUUGGGAUUGAGAAUGUUGCAUAUGAUGUUGGGUUCAUUGAUUCACUGGUUCAAAUGGAAACUGCCAUAUGGGGUCGCGCCAGAGAAGCUAGAUAUGGAAGAGCAGCUUGGGAUGGCUUUGCAUAAGUUCAAACCAUUGUUUGCUGUUCCGAGCCCCCGAUAA
Molecule: messenger RNA, 1338 nt
Organism: Linum tenue
Lineage: Eukaryota; Viridiplantae; Streptophyta; Magnoliopsida; Malpighiales; Linaceae
Source: the annotation of a GenBank genome assembly